This is a messenger RNA of Histoplasma capsulatum G186AR, 641 nucleotides long. RefSeq lists its product as uncharacterized. Bases 135 to 641 code for a protein of 168 amino acids. The transcript is spliced from 2 exons. NCBI's taxonomy places the organism in Eukaryota, Fungi, Ascomycota, Eurotiomycetes, Onygenales, Ajellomycetaceae. The record is from RefSeq and is a predicted model, not a curated record.
GCCAAAAUCCCACCCGGGAACCUUCCGCAUUGACGCUCUGUGGUUUGUGCUCGCUCUGUUGGCUACUACUACGUCCUCUGCGGUAUAGUAGCUAUCUAGCUAUCUAUCUCAAGUAAACACAUGAUUUCGCAAUAAUGGCGGGUUCGCUGGAAAUGGCGAAGACUCUCCUAGUCCCCGCCCUAAUCUCCCUCGCCGCCUACUUCCUCCUCUUUUUCCUAUUAAUCCCCUUCAUCCGACGCUACCGACAACGAUACGCCCAAUACCUCCCCCUCCACACCGUCUCCGCUCACGCAUCCAGCCUCCGCGAACGUGCCUCCGAUGCACUGAUGCACUUCCUCCUCCCUUCUUCGUGGCGACAGCGACAAAUAUUUGGCGCACAUAACGACGGGGGCAGCGUCUUUGAUGACGAAGAGGGGGAGGAUAUGGUUGGGUUCGAGAUAGAUUCCUCGAGACGGGAGGCACUGGAACAUGGGCGGAGAAGUGGUGGUGACAACAACCAUAACGUCCACAGCAGCAUAGAUACGGACCGGCGGCUGAGUCGGGAUCUUGAGGAAGGGUUUAUGGAUGAUAGUGACGAUGAGGAUGGGGAUGAUAGGCGGGCUCGAGUUGGUGGUGGUGGUGGUGGUGGUGGUGGUAGCUGA